Colletotrichum lupini is the source of this 264-nucleotide messenger RNA. RefSeq lists its product as uncharacterized. NCBI's taxonomy places the organism in Eukaryota, Fungi, Ascomycota, Sordariomycetes, Glomerellales, Glomerellaceae. The coding region runs from base 1 to 264 and encodes 87 amino acids. The transcript has a single exon. The record is from RefSeq and is a predicted model, not a curated record.
AUGCCUAAGGUCCUAAGGGAAUUGCUACCGGGCCUUAAGUCUCUUUACGCGCGCAUAAUCGACUAUAUCUCUAAUUCUAAAGUUAUAAACCUCUAUAAGGAGGUUUUAGCCGUAAUAUUAGUUAUAUACCGUCUUGUUAUAUUAAAAGAACUAUUAUCUAUUGCGAAACUACUAACUCUCUUUACUAAGGAUCUUAAGAAGGUUAUUAAAUACUACGGCUCUUUCCUAAUUCUGCGUAAUAAAACUAUUUAUUUUAUAUACUAA